This is a messenger RNA of Ylistrum balloti, 5601 nucleotides long. RefSeq lists its product as uncharacterized. The record is from RefSeq and is a predicted model, not a curated record. NCBI's taxonomy places the organism in Eukaryota, Metazoa, Mollusca, Bivalvia, Pectinida, Pectinidae. Gene Ontology annotation, molecular function: ATP binding; protein serine/threonine kinase activity. Gene Ontology annotation, biological process: protein phosphorylation. Gene Ontology annotation, cellular component: cytoplasm. The transcript is spliced from 5 exons. Bases 1 to 5601 code for a protein of 1866 amino acids.
AUGGCAGAUAGGCCUUACACCAGUCAGGUAUUGGAGCUUGUCCUUUUAAUACUAGCAAUAGUGGGUUUCACUGCCAAUCUCCUAACACUCCUGUAUAAAGUAUCACGUGAAUUUUCUCUCCCCAAACUCUGGAAAUACGCUCUUCUCACUACCGACAUAGCUCAUCUAUUGGUAGCAGUUGGAUUAAUUUUAUUUUUUGUCUUCCAAGAAAGUGGUGUAAGUGGAGUUUGUUCAGCAGCAGGAUUUUUUGUACAGUUUGGGAUAUUUGAUUGUGUUUGUGGCUACCUAACAGCAGGCAUUAUAUUACUGGGGAUAUACAACCCUGGAAAAUCUUCACAGAUCUCUUCCUUCCAUCGCAAUGUGUUUCUGGUUGUGAUCAUCCCACAGAAGAUUAUCUCCAUCCUCCUGUCUGUCCUACCAGUGGUUCCUAUUGAAUUCUUCACUACAGUUGCCUCACAUACUGUCACCUGCUUUAAGAUCAGCAAGCCAGGGGACACUGGCGAUAAGUUUGGCAUCCUCAUAUUCUUUAUACUAUGGAUUGCAUUAUGUCUUGCGACAGUAACAUUUGUGAUAAGUGCGGUUAAGAACUGGAAAGGUUUUAACAACCGAAUUCACUCUGCCUCACCUAAUGUUUGGCAGACUCAAUUGUUACAACAUGGCAAGACGCUGCUAAAGUUUCUCCUGUUUGAGAACGGAGUGUGGCUGGUGGAGCUGGUCAUUGUCACAUCUGUGGUGUACACUGGUGGGGAGGAUGACCAGUCUUCGACCUGGACCUUGUACAUAACACUUGGUGUUGUGACCAUCAUUCACUGGGUUGUGUCUAUAGUACAGUGUGCCAUGUGGACUUCAUGUUGCUGCAAGUCAUCAACUGCUGUGGAGGAGACACACCGCAAACUAAAGCGAUUAGACCUCAUCAAGAUAGAGGCUCCAGGGAAGAUACGUCUGCGAGUAUUAUGGAACGUCUCCAAAGGAACUGUGAAGCGUGGUUUGAUGAAAGUUUAUGGACCGAGACAUGUGAAAACAUGGGCACAGGAAAUUGUGGUCCUGGGCAUGCUCAGAAAGGCUCAGCACCCCAGUCUGCUCCAGUGUCUGUGGACAAGCAGCUCCAACCCAUAUUACGAAACAAUGACCUUGAUAACUGGCGAGGUCAUCACCAGUGACUCCAGAAUCAUUUGUCUGGAGCUGACCAAUAAUGGGACACUACAGGACUUUCUGUACCGACUGGACACUGCCUUACCAGAGACCUGUCAGAGGAUGAUUGUACAUGACAUUGCUGAGGGACUCAUGUGUCUACAUGAGCAGAAUAUUCUCCAUGGCAACCUCUCAACAGCCUGUGUCUACCUUAAGGGCUCCCUCCCAAGCAUGGUGAUGAGGGCAGCCAUUGGAGACUUUGAGGAUUCACAGAUAUUUGGUUCUAUCCACCAAAAUAGCGAUACUGUCACUCUUGCAGAUAAGAGACACUUUUUCUUACCUGACAUUCGUUCAUUUGCUCUGGUGGCUCUGGAAGUUGUAUCAAAGAUGUGUGAAAAGCGUUUCCUUAGCAUGCAGUACCAGUGGAAUAAGCAAGGGACCACAGACACCUAUAGUGUGGCCAAUCAGGGUACUGCUUACAACCCUGCUGUUCAAGGCUCAGCCAAUCAGAGCAUUGCUUACAGCUCCACUGUUCAGGGCUCAGUUAAUCAGGGUUACAUGGAAGUGUAUCAAAGUGAUUCUGAUGAGGAGGACAACUUGCUUUAUCGUGGCAGGCGACAACCUCCAGGUGUGCAGUCCCCUGGUGAAGUCAUAGAAGAAAUAGGUCGACGCAGUCGCAGCAUGUCACCAAGGAGUCGUCCCCAGUCUGCUCAGUCUAACAAGAGUCGGUCACGAACUUUGUCACCAGACAGAAAUCGUGGCAAGUUCCUCAACUCUGUUCAAACAAACUAUCCCAGUAGACUGGGUACGCCAGAUUCUAACAUCAUUUCCCCAGAGGAGGAGUAUCCAUGUUUUCCUAAAAACACAUCAGAUGGUAAAAUGUUCCAGGAACGCCCCUUAUCACCUGAGCAACCAUCAUCAGGCAAAAGGUCACCAGGACGACCAAGGACUCCUUCAAAGAAAUCUAAAAGUAAGGAUCAAGCAUUUGAAGCAUUUGCUUCUGAAGGUAAAAAGAGUAAGUUAAAAGGAUUGAAGAAAAUUGACAGUAAAAAAUGGCUUUCUAAGCCUGGUUCGUUAAUAAGGACACUGACGGGUGCAGAAACCAGUGUAUCUGUGUUCAAAUCUAAAGAAUUAAGAGACGAUGAUGCAGAGGAGAUAGAUGAUGAGGAAAUAGACUAUGGACCACUCAGAACAAGACCAGCAUUAAUGGCUCGCAAUGAUUCCUCAAACUCAAUCACAUUUGAGAAGGAUCGGUAUUUACAUCGCUCCUCAUCCAAACAAAGUGACCAAUGGAGUAUCCUUAGUGAUAUGGAUUAUGGCACAUCUCAUGGACUCCGUAAAACUGUGUCUACAGACUCACGUUCCUCCAUGUGGUCUAACUUACCCUUGCCUGUAGAGAUGAUUGACAUUGAAGGGGGUGGGGAGGGAGAUCACUUUGGAGAAAUGAUCAGUCAGUUACCAGGCAUGGCAGACUCUUUAGAUUAUCACCCUGCCUCCAACAGGCCUGGGGAUAACUGGAACCCAAAGUUUAAUGGCUCUUACAAGCCUGGGGGGUACUGGAGACAUGAUGGGCCUGGACCAUCACAGUUUGAACUAGUGGAUUACUAUGAUGAACUGCAAGGAAAAUAUGUUAAAAAGUUACAGCUGCGAGGAGGUGUUCAUCGAACGCUUUCUGGAUCCCAAAUCAUUGGCACGCCUGUCCAUCGAACUUACUCAGGUACACAGGUUUUACACAAAACCAGCUCUGGGCUUCAAGAGAUUCUGGAGCAGGCAGAGAGCAUGGAGGAAGAAGAGCAGCAACAGUCUAUCAACCAAAACACACCAUCCACCAUCGAUCAGCACACACCAUCAUCCAUUAACCAAAUCACAGCACCAUCCAUUAACCAAAACACAGCACCAUCCAUUAACCAAAACCAAACAUCAUCCAUCGACCAUAGUAUAUCUCAACCUGUGAAAAAGUUGAAGGCCAAGAUAUUAAAAGAUGAAAAAUCUGAAAAACUCUUGCGUUCAAAAUCUCUGGAAAGAGUAACUCCACAAAAGAAAGCACAAAUAUCAAAAGAAUUGUCCAAAAAUGAACAGAGACCAGUUGUAUCUGCUACUCCAGAGCCAAUUAUCAACCCUGAAAUCUCUGCUCACAGGAGAGCUCGUGCUAGAAAGGCUUUAAAAGGGGCCCUCAGUAAGAACACUAUGCCUCAUGUUUUUCCUCAACAACGUGAUUCUAAACGUGGACAAAAACGGGAAAUGGAAGUUAAAUAUGCAAAUGUGAAAAAACUGCAAACUCAGGGUAGCAAUUUUGACAAAAAUACAAAUAUGAAUAUUAAUAUGGACUGUGAAGCAGGAAAAGUAGAAUUAGAUGAGGGAGUAGAAUCUAGUGAGAAACAGAAAGAUUCUAAUAUAUCUCCCGAGACAUUGAGUGAUUCUUUUCCGACAACUAGGGAUGGACAUGACCUUGUCACUGGUAUUCGUAAAUAUCACAGCUUCAGUAGUAAUGAUAGUACAAGUAGCCUUGGCUCCAGUAUCCGCCUGAAGAAGGCUGAUGUGUCACUGACCAGUGGUGAGCUCACUUCUUUGUCAUCACAGGCAGAUCAUGACAUUGAUGAACAAACGGGGCGUGACCCAGACUUACCGUCUAAGGAAGUUCUCUUACGAAGGACUAUGCAAAACAAGGCCAAAGUGGUUGACAGUGGUUUUGACAGCGAGAGCAGUGAGGUUUCAUCAGAUGUGUAUCAUCAGCAUUACAAUUUCUCUUCAGAUGACUCUGCCUACCCUGAUCACAGGGACCGGCGAUUACCUAGGAAACCGUUCCGUAACGUGUUAAAGAAACCCAGUGAUACCAGUGAGUUACCAGUCUCUGAGAAAGCAUUUGUCAUUACUGGUUUCAGUACAGGAAGUACAACUGUACCAGAGACCUAUAACCCUGGUGAUGGAGAUAAUGUUGAAAUAGAAAUGGGCGUUGAUGACAGAGUUUCUGUCAUUGUUGAUAGUGUGGUGAGAGACAAGGACUUUGCUAAUGAAGUGUCAGAUGAGGAAGUAUUAGAGGAUGAUUUGAUGGGUUCUCAAGGAAAAUCAAGAAUCAUUCAAGUGUCUGCUGCCCCACUUACUGUUAUAAGUAUUGACCAGAAGGCAUUCCAAGAACAAAUACAUGACAAUAGUCCAGUGCCUCCUCUAACAGGAAGCUACAAAACACCAACAUCUGUUGAAGAUCGACCACCAACACCUGGAAAGUCUGGGUACAGACAAGCAAUGCCGUUCUCUUCUAUUGAAGACAGACCACCAACUCCUGGCCGGUCAGGAUACAAUCAUCAGAAAAACACAACUGCUGAUAGUCAGACAACCCCUUGUCAGUCAAUCCAUAAUCGCCCCAAAACUCCCCUUCGAAGGCAAAAUUUGCAGAUGGAGAUCAAAGCAGGCAUGCAACAUGCGAGCCCUCUAGUGGCCAGUAAACGGUAUCGUGAAUUAACCAUGAAGGGAGUUCCAUUGCGGGUGUCAGUUAUAUCAGCAGAUGACGAGGAGAAGUGUACCAAGGAAACAAACGUCGAUGAAGAAGACCAAGAGAAAUUAAAGCAGAGAAAUGAAGAACUGAUUGAUAACCAAACAGAUGAUCAAAAACUAUUUGAUCAUUUAGAAUCAAAUGGUUUCUUUCAUUUGCCACCAAAGAAAAUUAGAGAAAAAACGCUCUCUGGUGGCAUCUUUCCAACAGCUCAUAUGUCUCGAAGAGAUCAACAUAUGAAGAAAAGACGAGGUAGAUCUCGUCCUAAUAGACUCGCUUUGGAUGAGAUUAUCCGUGAACUUCCUGAGGAUAAGAGUCCUUCACCAAGACUCCUCUCACCAACUACAAACAUUUUAUCUAAGGACUCUUUCAACAGCCAUUCUGGUAGUGAGGCAAUGCUUAACCAACCAUCCUCUAUGGAUGAAUCUGAAAGUGUCCACUUGAAUCCUGCCCACCACAUGUCACCAAUGGCUAACAAGCAAUCAGUUGUGGUUGAUGCAGAACUAUACAUAGAUCGUGUAUACUCUCAAACACAAAGCAUUGAUCCCAAACCUCGACAAGUACCCAUGAUGGACCCGGACUUUGAUGUGCCAAUUAGCCCUGAAAACCAGGGCCAUUCAUCUGUCUCCUAUUUACCUGUGAGUCAAGAGUCACAUCCAGAUGGCUCAUUUACUCGUGAGGAGUUGGAGGAGGAUGAUGAGGAGGAGGUUGCACUGCUGAGUGGAAUGGAUGAUAAACACAUCCUCAGUUGCCACAAACUUACCUCUGACAUGCAUUUGCUCUCCUUCAAUGACCUCCUGCCAGCCAGAAAGGAAAAUUUUGAGAUCCUCAAGGCCAAGCUACAUGAGUGUGGGCAGCUGGGAAGUAUUGGGUUCCAACUCCUUGAGGUCAUACAUAAGUGCUGGCUGAAUGAAUUACCUCCCUCUUCCUCUGACCUCGUCACACAGCUACUAGACCCAGUCACAGAGACAGAGCUAUGA